AUGCUGAGUCCGACGCGACGACGCGCGACGGUUGAGUCGACGACGUCGUUCGAGCACUGUCGAGCGGGGACGCCGACGGGACGAGCGCAGGUCGAUCGAUUCAUCCCGAGCCGUAGCGCGUUGGAUUUGGACGUGGCGCACUACAAUUUGUCCCGAGAGGGCGGGGAAUCGGAGGUGGAUGAUGCGGUAAAGGAGAUCAAGUCUCCGGCGAAGGAAGCGUAUAAGAAAAGUCUUGCGGAUAACUUCCACGUGGAUAACGGAAGCGAUUCGGCGAAGAUUCUCGCGUUCAAGUCAAAGGCGCCGGCGCCGCCGAGCGGGUUGGAAAACUCGGCGCGCGGUGUCUACACGAACAACUCCGCGGGAGUGAAGGCGAAGAAGACGUUCCGUCAGAUUCCCAGCGCUCCCGAACGCAUCUUAGAUGCGCCGGAGUUGAUCGAUGACUACUAUUUGAACCUUAUCGACUGGGGGUCGUCGAACCAAGUCGCGGUGGCGUUGGGGUGCACCGUGUACAUGUGGAACGCGGAUACUGGGGCUAUCAACCAAUUGUGCCAGACCAACCCGGAUGACGAAGAUGAUUACAUCACCUCCGUCAACUGGGGUGCGGACGGUAAGCACAUUGCGGUGGGUACGAACAGUGCGGAGGUUCAAAUUUGGGACGCGGCGCAGUGCAAGAAGGUGCGUACGUUGCGAGGUCACGCCGCGCGGGUGGGUGCGGUCUCGUGGAACGGUUCGCAGCUUGCAACGGGUAGUCGUGAUAACAACAUCAUGAUUCACGACGUUCGCAUUCGCGAGCAUUGCACCUCGACGCUCCAGGUUCACCAGCAAGAGGUUUGUGGCUUGAAGUGGAGCCCGAGUGGCAAUCAGCUCGCGUCUGGCGGUAACGACAACUUGUUGCACAUCUUUGAUGCGAGCUCCAUCGGCAAUCAACAAGCGUUGCACAGAUUAGAUGCGCAUCAAGCUGCCGUUAAGGCUCUCGCCUGGUGUCCGUUCCAGUCCAACUUGCUCGCUUCGGGCGGCGGUACCGCCGACCGUUGCAUCAAGUUUUGGAACACGAACACCGGCGCCAUGCUCAACUCUGUGGACACGCACUCGCAAGUGUGCUCGUUGCAGUGGAACACGCAUGAGCGGGAGCUUUUGUCGUCGCACGGUUACAGCCAAAACCAGUUGUGUUUGUGGAAGUAUCCGACGAUGACCAAGAUGGCCGAGUUGACGGGUCACCAAGCGCGAGUGCUUCACAUGGCGCAGUCUCCGGACGGUACCACGGUGGUAUCGGCGGCCGCGGAUGAGACUUUGCGAUUCUGGAAGUGCUUCGAUAACGCUAGCGAGAAGACCAAGAAGGUGCGCGAUUCCAAUGACUCAUCUGUUUUGCGCAGGUUCAAUUUCCGCUAA
Ostreococcus lucimarinus CCE9901 is the source of this 1389-nucleotide messenger RNA. RefSeq lists its product with no specific name. The record is from RefSeq and is a predicted model, not a curated record. Gene Ontology annotation, cellular component: anaphase-promoting complex. The transcript has 3 exons. NCBI's taxonomy places the organism in Eukaryota, Viridiplantae, Chlorophyta, Mamiellophyceae, Mamiellales, Bathycoccaceae. The coding region runs from base 1 to 1389 and encodes 462 amino acids. Gene Ontology annotation, molecular function: ubiquitin ligase activator activity; anaphase-promoting complex binding; protein binding. Gene Ontology annotation, biological process: positive regulation of anaphase-promoting complex-dependent catabolic process; anaphase-promoting complex-dependent catabolic process; positive regulation of ubiquitin protein ligase activity.